GACGUAGCCCUGCGCCGCAUUUUCUCUCAGAAGCCCAUCAGUGCAACUAAAGCGCAGUUGUUCUCCAUCUCGAUCAUCAUCGUCAUCGCCUCCAUAUACACCACGUCGUCAUGAGGGCCCUCCACAUCCUUCUGCUCUGUGUCCUGGGAGCCGCGCUGCUUUCCUCAGUGGUCUGCAACAAUGGGACCGGCCCUGAUGACUGCUGCUUCAGCAUGUUCCUGGGAAGACUGGACAAAACCUUAAUCCGUUCAUAUUACAUAACUGACUUUCGCUGUCCGAAUCGAGGAGUCAUUCUUGUGACCCGCAAUUCUCGUCACAUCUGCGUGGAUCCAAAUCUCUUCUGGGUUCAGAGCAUCAUUAAGAGAUUGGAUGAAAAAAUAUGGUGAACCAGCUGAUGUUUGUCUGGGCGAGAAAAAAAAGUAACUGAUGUUUUUGUCGCUUUAUCAAAUCAAAUAUUGUGAAAUGUGACGCUUUUGUUACAAUGCUCGUGUGCAAACCUGCCAUAUAGUAAUCAAAGCUUCUGCAUUAAUCACUGACCAAUGUAUCCUUUAUCUGUACUGUGUCUUUUGGAUGCUUUGUAUUAUCCACAGUUGUCAUAAAGAAUAAACAUCAUACAUAUACAGUC
Scophthalmus maximus (turbot) is the source of this 625-nucleotide messenger RNA. Its product is annotated as eotaxin. Gene Ontology annotation, biological process: immune response; monocyte chemotaxis; cellular response to interleukin-1. The record is from RefSeq and is a predicted model, not a curated record. Gene Ontology annotation, cellular component: extracellular region. The coding region runs from base 111 to 386 and encodes 91 amino acids. The transcript has 3 exons. Lineage: Eukaryota; Metazoa; Chordata; Actinopteri; Pleuronectiformes; Scophthalmidae. Gene Ontology annotation, molecular function: CCR chemokine receptor binding; chemokine activity.